GAUAGUGACCUGUCUCAUCCUGGCCAAGAGAAGAACUCAGAGACUUGCUCCAUUGUCUGUGUCUAGCAACCAGGCAGAGAAGAGUAUGCUAGACAAGGCAUCAGCUGUUAUAUGGUGACCGGAGACAAGACAAGAGCCUGCUUUAUGAAUGCUUCUUUUUCAGAUACAUCGGAGACCUGCAGUCCGAGAUACAACAGAGAAUGAAUGGCGCGCUUGGCCUGCCACAAUGCUCAGCAUUCACACCUGACGGGAAAGAUGCCAUUUGCUCUAAAUCUUCAAGAAAAUCACCAAACUUCAGUAGCCAACAGCAACAUGAUCCAAGAAAGAGGAGGAGGUACACUGUCAGAAUGUUCCUAAACCUGAAAACCUCUGUCCUGGUUUGUGGAUCACUCACGCACUGACAGCCAGGGACAUUUUGGCUAAGAAAUAACCUCAGAGAGACCUUGCAGGCAAACUGACUGUGGACUGUUCUUUUAUAUUGAGGGCUAAGUUGGACGGCUGUCCAGCCCCAAGGCCGAUAUACUGACAAAUCAGCCAUGUCAGCCUAAAGGAAUCUGACUACUAAUAAUUAUAAAUGCUUUAAAACUAAGAAUUACAUCUUGCACACUUUCACCUGUCUGGUCAGCCUGGUUGUGUUCACGCAGGCAGUCUUAAAAAUAUACUUUGGAGUCUGGACUGCACCUGUCAGUGAGAGGAAAAGAGGACAACUUCCCAAGGAAAGGAACCAUUGCGAAUCAAAACCGAAAGUCAUAUUUUUAGAAAUUAUUUUUAAGUAUAGGCUAAGGUGAAGGACACAUAAUAAGCUCAAAUCAAGUCCCAAGGUGAUAUAGAAUAUUUCCUUGCUGUCCUUUCUCUCUCCGCACUCUGUUGAGGAAAUAACUGAAAGUAAACACACCAGAGAAUGAUAAACUGCCACAUGGAGAAGCACUCUCAUCUCAGACGCUUUCUAACUCUUUAGGGAACUGUAACCAGGUGUCCUCUCACAGCUGGGACCUGUCUUGAGCACCAUUAGCAGUGAACAUCAUGUCAGAGCUGGAGGACUAUUCCCCUCCUCGGGGCCACCUUCAUCCUGACCCGGCUCGCAUCCAGCAGAACCUCCUGGAGGAGCAGGUGGAGCUCUGGUGGUUCAGCGAGCCACGCAAAUCCUUAUUAUGCUACUGCGCUUCAGUGGCCUUGAUCUUAGGCUGCGGCCUGGGCGGCGUAGGCCUCCUUUCCACUACCACCAGCCUUUCCAGUGAGUGGCGACUGGGCGCCGGAACUGUUCUUUGCCUUCUCGCUCUGGCUGUCCUUCUCAAGCAGUUGCUGAGUUCUGCUGUCCAGGACAUGAACUGCGUGCAUAGUAGGCGCCGGAUCAACAUGCUAAAAAGCGGUGGUUUAUCUGACGUCCUCGUCAUGUUGAUCACGGGAAUCUCUCUGUUAAUUUGUGGAGUUGUCCUGCUGGAUGUGGCCCUUUCCUACCACAUGCCCAAACCUGGGAAGGCACUGAAUGACAUGUAUAUAUCCGGGGUGGUGAUGCUGGUAGGUGGGAGUGUUACAGCGUUAGCGGUCGGGAUUUACGCAGCAGUAGUUUUCCUCUUAGAGAGGUCAGGACUGGGGCAGAGACGAUGGGAGAGGACAGUGGGGAUCUUCAGCAUUUCAGGCCAGAUGCAGGCAAGGAGAGAGACUGCUUCAAGCCUGGCUCGUCUGAUAUAAUUGUGACUACAUAAUAAAUAUACCAUUCUUUUACUGAACAGGAACUGAGAUGAAAAACUAGCACCCUCAAUGAUACUUUGCACCCGUUAAACUAAGGCACAAAUCACAUGUGAUAUUUACAAUUACAUUUUGAUUCACAUUUUGGAUCAAGGAUCCUGGCAUUAAAGCACAAACAUUCAGCUUUUACAUGUGUCACUCCAAUAAAGUACAGUUAAAAGUACUGAAAAAGCACAAAAAUAAUCUAAAGUUUGACCUUUAAUUGAUUUUAGAUAAAACAUGCUGCUUUAUCUCCAACGCUUUUGGACAACUACAAUAUGCGCAUGUCCUUGACUGCUUUAUUUAUGUGGGCAACUGUGAGCAUACCAAGUGGUUGUCCAUCAUGGGAUGUCUUUAGCUUUUCAGGAGCUCUGAUGUGUGAGCAAAUUGACUGACUGUGUCAGCUGAAUUCACAUAUGUGUGGAUUUAUACUACAACCUGU
Molecule: messenger RNA, 2170 nt
Organism: Sinocyclocheilus grahami
Lineage: Eukaryota; Metazoa; Chordata; Actinopteri; Cypriniformes; Cyprinidae
Product: transmembrane protein 125-like
Exons: 2
Coding region: 1024-1692 (222 amino acids)
Source: RefSeq, a predicted model, not a curated record